CAUGGACUAUACGGGCUGUCGUGUUCUCGGACCCCGUAUGCUCAGGCUGAUGUGACAGCUAGAACAAACUGUACUCCUUCUGCAUUGUAAAACAGCUGAUGAAUAAAACAUGGCGCACGAAUAAAGUUUGCUAAAAGUCACAUAUCUUACACCCGGGAUACAAAUGAAAGGGCGAAUUUGAACUAUACACAUGUCGAUAUCAGCCGAAUGUGGAAGGACCCAAAUGCAGACACCGAGUGGAAUGACAUUUUGCGGAAAAAGGGCAUCCUUCCUCCGAAAGAUGAUCCAGAGAAAGAGCAUGAGACGCUAGAGGAUGAGAUCAUUCAGAACCAGCAGUCAGUUGAUAACAAAAAUGGAUAGGACAGGAAAUUGCACCAAAGCACCUUUGAAAUUUAAAAGGUAUGAGGACAUGACUCUGGAUGAGCUAGAAGAGAAUGAAGAUGAAUUUGGUGAGGAAGAUGAAAGAGCUAUUGAGAUGUACAGACAACAAAGAAUAGCCGAAUGGAAAGCAAAGCAGAUGAAGAAAGUGUUUGGAGAAGUUUUGGAAAUUUCUGGAUCAGAAUAUGUACAGGAAGUAACUAAAGCUAGUGAGGAAUUAUGGGUAAUACUGCACCUUUACAAACAAGGGAUACCUAUAUGUGCCUUGAUAAAUAGACAUCUCAGUGAACUGGCAAAGAAGUUCCCAGAGACAAAAUUCAUCAGAGCGAUAUCCACAACCUGCAUUCCCAACUAUCCAGAUAGGAAUCUCCCCACGAUCUUUAUUUACCGAGAUGGCGACAUCAAGGCACAGUUUGUUGGACCCUUGGUAUUUGGAGGCAUGAAUCUAACAAAAGAUGAACUGGAGUGGAAGCUGUCAUGUUCUGGUGCAAUCAAGACUGAACUGGAGGAAAAUCCAAGACAACAGAUUGAAGAUAAAAUGAUGUCAUCCAUCAGGACUAGUGCUCCAAAGGACAUUGAUUCUGAAGAGGAUUAGUUGUUGAAGUGCUAUGGCAGUGGUCCCCAAGCACCGGGUCGUGGCCCAGUGUUUGGUGACCACUGUGCUAUAGGACAAAUUUUCUGAUCCGGUUGUUAUCAAAUAAUUCUGAUAUAAAGUGUACCUAAACUGUGCCUCUUUUGUUCCUUGAGCUUCACUGUUGGUGAAUGCAGAAUCUGCAAAAGUGGAGCAACACAUUAAGCGAGAAUUUAAAAUAUGAAUUAAGAAAAUAUUUGAAAUUUUAAAGUAGUAACUUGGUAAAGUCUGUUUUUUUAAUUAAGGAAGAUGGGUUUAUCAUGAGAAAUAAGGCAUUCUCAUUCAAAAUAAAAUGAUGUAGAUGCUGGAAAUCCAAAGUAAAACCUAAAAAAAUAUAUAUACAUCUGUGGAGAGAGAAAUGGGUGGUAUUUCAGGUCAAUCAUUUUUACUUGCAAAGUGAGUGGAGAGAGAGCAAAGAGGAGAUUCUUUUGGAUAUUGGAAUUUGUCAUUAGACCCCCUUUUUAGUUCUUUCAUACUGGUCGAAAAAUUGCAAAACGUGUGGAGAGUAAAAUGGCCUAGGGUAGGAUUAGUAUGAAAAUACCUGAUAGUUGGUGUAAACUUGGUGUGCAAAGGGCCUCAUUGUAUGCUAUAGCAAGUUCUUGAUCAUUUGGCCAGGUAAUAUCUGUAAUUGUUAUUUUAAUGAUUCUUGUUUUGUGGGCUUUUACUUAAAGUUAGGACACUUUCUGUGAUGGCAUUUAGUUGUAAAAUCUAGACAUACCAUCCAAUGCCAAUACCUCAACACAUGUUAAACAAAAUGCUUCAAUUCAUUGCAAUAAAAUAGGGUCAAAGAGGA
Molecule: messenger RNA, 1802 nt
Organism: Hypanus sabinus (Atlantic stingray)
Lineage: Eukaryota; Metazoa; Chordata; Chondrichthyes; Myliobatiformes; Dasyatidae
Gene: pdcl3
Product: phosducin-like 3
Exons: 7
Coding region: 314-973 (219 amino acids)
Biological process (GO): positive regulation of gene expression; protein folding; angiogenesis
Cellular component (GO): cytoplasm
Source: RefSeq, a predicted model, not a curated record